CUUGGGCCUCCUCUCUCUCCGGCUCCAUUUUCUCCGCCGCCGGGGGCCGGGGUCUCCUGUGGGGGGCCCAGCCGGUACCCCAGGUCUCCCUUCAGUGCCGGGGCGGACCCCGGGGGGGCCGCGAGGGGGGCAGACGGGCGGGGCUGGGGCGGAGGGAGCAGCGGCCCGGCGAGUUUGGGGGGAGUAACCCGGCGGGGGAGGGGCGGAGCAGGGAGGGGGCCUCAGGGCCCCCCCCCAGCCAUGGACGAGCGGCUUCUGGGGCCGCCCCCUCCCGGCGGGGGCCGCGGGGGCCUGGGCUUGGUGGGUGGGGAGCCUGGGGGCCCUGGCGAGCCUCCCGGCGGCGGAGACCCCGGUGGGGGCAGCGGGGGGGUCCCGGGAGGCCGAGGGAAGCAGGACAUCGGGGACAUUCUGCAGCAGAUAAUGACCAUCACCGACCAGAGCCUGGACGAGGCCCAGGCCAAGAAACAUGCCCUAAACUGCCACCGAAUGAAGCCUGCUCUGUUUAGCGUCCUGUGUGAAAUCAAGGAGAAAACUGGCCUCAGCAUUCGAAGCUCCCAAGAGGAGGAGCCAGUGGACCCCCAGCUGAUGCGCCUGGACAACAUGCUUCUGGCGGAGGGUGUGGCUGGGCCUGAGAAGGGGGGCGGCUCGGCCGCAGCUGCUGCAGCCGCCGCAGCCUCAGGGGGCGGCGUGUCCCCGGACAACUCCAUCGAACACUCGGACUACCGCAGCAAGCUGGCCCAGAUCCGCCACAUCUACCACUCGGAGCUGGAGAAGUAUGAGCAGGCCUGCAACGAGUUCACAACCCACGUCAUGAACCUGCUGCGGGAGCAGAGCCGCACGCGGCCCGUGGCGCCCAAGGAGAUGGAGCGCAUGGUGAGCAUCAUCCAUCGGAAGUUCAGCGCCAUCCAGAUGCAGCUCAAGCAGAGCACCUGCGAGGCUGUCAUGAUCCUGCGAUCCCGCUUCCUGGAUGCCAGACGAAAACGCCGCAACUUCAGCAAACAGGCCACCGAGGUCCUGAACGAGUACUUCUACUCCCAUCUGAGUAACCCGUAUCCCAGUGAGGAGGCCAAGGAGGAGCUUGCCAAGAAGUGCGGCAUAACUGUAUCCCAGGUCUCCAACUGGUUUGGGAACAAGCGGAUUCGCUAUAAGAAGAACAUUGGAAAGUUCCAAGAGGAGGCGAACAUCUAUGCUGUCAAGACCGCCGUGUCAGUCACCCAGGGGGGCCACAGCCGCACGAGCUCCCCGACACCCCCCUCCUCUGCAGGCUCUGGCGGCUCUUUCAAUCUCUCAGGAUCCGGAGACAUGUUUCUGGGGAUGCCUGGGCUCAAUGGAGAUUCCUAUUCUGCUUCCCAGAAUCACUCCGACACUCCAUGGGGCCAGGCGGCUACGGGGAUAACCUCGGCGGAGGCCAGAUGUACAGCCCUCGGGAAAUGAGGGCAAAUGGCGGCUGGCAGGAGGCUGUGACCCCGUCCUCAGUGACAUCCCCGACAGAGGGACCAGGAAGUGUUCACUCCGACACCUCCAACUGAUCUCUCCCCUCAGGGUCACAGGGGUGGGGGCUGUCACAGGCAACUCAUGACGAGGACGCAGGCAUCCAGAGGACAAGCCCCACACAGGAGAAGCACAAGACAGAAGGGCGGAUGGGGCGGCCUGGUCCCCUCCCCAGCUGGACCGUCACUGCUGGGCACUGGCGACGUCAGGGAGGACGGGCCUCAGAGGGGCGUGGGCUCUGUCUCCCCCUCCCCCCACCCUUCUCUCCCCUUCCUCUCACACCUACACGCAGCUCUGCUGUUCUCUCCCCGCCCACCCCACUCACACUGCUCUGGAAUCUGGAGACGUCAGCCCUGCCCGACCCAGAGAUGCCAAACAUGGGGACUUGACUUCUGGACGGAGGACACAGCCGCCCCUGUGCACCCACCCUGCCCCUCCAGACGGCUUUAUUACCUCAUACGCAGCUCAUUUUAAACCAAUAGAAUCGCUCGGUGGACGAGAGUGUCUGACUCAGAUAACUACCUCGGAGGGAGUGUCUGCUACUUUAGGGAACUGUUGACUGGACUUUGAGGUUGAACUUUUUUUUCUUUUUUUAAAGAAAAAAGAAACCCUGGGAUCCAUCUGUAUUUUUUGCUUUUUUUUUUUGGUUCUUAAUUUUUAAUUUAGUUUGGGGAAGUAGGUUUUUUAAAAUAAAUAUGCUGAUUUUUUUUUCUUGCUUUCCCAUAUUAGAGGUGAUAGCCAAAGGGGUUCUGGGAAGAGAAAGGGAAACCAACAGAACUGGUAAAGAAGCUCAGGCCUGACCCCCGGGAGGUGACUUUAUAGGACAACAAGCCCUUCCCUCUGAUCACUUCCGAGUCACUUGCUUGUGCCAGCAAGUUUCUGCGGCACUCAGCACACAGGUGGCGAGGGGCUCACCCUGCUGGCCGCCUAGCCCCUCUUCCCACAACCUUUGGGCAGGGCUGGACUCAGUAACUGAGGAAAUUGAAGAUACCACCUUCCCGGUGUGACAUGUCUUUCUUUUCUUUUUAACUAGUAUUUGCAGAUUGGAGAAUAGGGAGGGGAUUCUUGCCAAAUAUGUUAAAUAUGGGUUGGGUGCCUAUUAUAUAUGUAUCUCCUUCAGUUUCCCCAGAAAUGAGGCAUUUUUAAGUUUUUUCUCCAAAAUCGAGGUGGGUAGAGGAGGGAGGUUGGAAAAAGCCAGAUGCAGGGGAAAGGUAAAAACACUGUCCCAUCCUCGGCCCUGACCCAUCUGACCCCUCAGACACCCUCAGGAUUUUUCGAGACUGUCAGAGUGGGGAUUCUCUCCUCUCAAAGACCGGGCAGGAGUGGGGGACAGUUGGGAAUGUGGUGGGUGGGGUUGGGAGGCAGGGCCAGGGGCAGUUCUCUCCUCACUUGCAAACUUGUAGUUUCACAAAAAAAGAAACAAUGCAGUUUUAAAUAAAGAAAUUUCUUUUUUCCCUGGG
Messenger RNA from Heterocephalus glaber (naked mole-rat), 2951 nucleotides. The record is from RefSeq and is a predicted model, not a curated record. NCBI's taxonomy places the organism in Eukaryota, Metazoa, Chordata, Mammalia, Rodentia, Bathyergidae.